AUCCCUAUGGGUACCUUCCAACUCAAAACAAGAACGGACUGGCCCAACUGGUACAUCCAGUUUACCUGGCACGCCAAACUGAGAGAUGUGUGGGAGCUAGUCAACCCAGACGCUCCGGACGCUCCAGGAAUGCACGAAGGAGCUCCUGAGCUACCUCUCAUGAGCUCGGGGGUGGAGUUUGGAGCUGCUGAACAGCAGGCCUUCAGCUCUACUUACGAAAAUAGACCCCCGGCUCACUCAACCCGUAGUCACCCCGAGGCAUACACACAGGAGCUCGCCAAGUAUAAGGUCAGGUCGAGCGAAUGGGCAGCAAAGGCGGAGCGCCUUCAGAAGCUCUGGAACUGGGUCAACGCUACGGUGGCCCCAGCGAUCAUCUCACCAGUGAUAGUACGGCUCGUUUCAAGCAACAGUACCACCCUACAAUCACUCAUCCGAGCCCUGAAGCAGGAGCUUGCUCCUACCUCCCUUAGUACCAAGAAUCAGGUCAGAGCAGAAUAUCGAGCUCAUCUUGGAGCGGCUAAACAAGGACGAGCCGCUCCUCAUGACUGGUACCAGAAGUGGUCAUACCUCUAUAUGAGUGCCAAGGCCUACGAUCUUGCGGAGGUUGAUAGGGAGCUCGCUGUUCAAGAUUUCUUAGAUGCCUUGAGCUACUGA
Messenger RNA from Didymella exigua CBS 183.55, 654 nucleotides. RefSeq lists its product as uncharacterized. The annotation marks the transcript as partial. The record is from RefSeq and is a predicted model, not a curated record. NCBI's taxonomy places the organism in Eukaryota, Fungi, Ascomycota, Dothideomycetes, Pleosporales, Didymellaceae. The transcript has 2 exons.